Molecule: messenger RNA, 1496 nt
Organism: Halichondria panicea
Lineage: Eukaryota; Metazoa; Porifera; Demospongiae; Suberitida; Halichondriidae
Product: N6-adenosine-methyltransferase non-catalytic subunit-like
Exons: 9
Coding region: 72-1406 (444 amino acids)
Cellular component (GO): RNA N6-methyladenosine methyltransferase complex; nucleus
Molecular function (GO): mRNA binding
Source: RefSeq, a predicted model, not a curated record
GUGAUGAUCUUUACCCACUCCUAUAAACUGAAGUAGUGCAGUACAGUGCAGGUACCCAGUGUAGCCGGGCCAUGGCUAGCUCCUCCAUGAGCGUAGACCAGACCACCAUCACAGGAGAUGACACGAGCAGUGACGCUAAGAGACAGCGCACCUCUCAUAGAUCCGUGCUUAGAGUACUCAAGAAGAAGUCUCUACUCAGACGAAAAUUGCUCUCCAAAGAGUUUGGUCUGAGCAGCUCCAGUGAGCUAGGACGAUCGUUGUGUGGACGGAGGGAACACGAGGAGAUUAAGAGGUUACAGGUCAAAAUCAACCCCGCCAAAUACAGGUUUAACUUUGAGUCGCGUCGAUCGAGAAAAGAAACAAAAACCGACGAACAAACUGAGGCUGUUGCCGAUGGCGAUGUGGAUACCUACAAAGACUCUAAUGUGUUUCUAAAGGGCACACAGAGCGCCAACCCUCACAAUGACUACGCUCAACAUUUUGUGGACACUGGACAAAGAGCUCAGAACUUUAUUAGAGACGUUGGCAAGGAGGAGAGGUUCAGGGAAUACCCAAAGCUGCAUGAGCUGAUAAGACUCAAGGAUAAACAGAUACGUGAUCGAGGUACUCAGCCAAUGUAUUUGAACUGUGACCUCAAGACCUUUGACCUUUCCACGCUGGAAUCAAAGUUUGAUGUUAUACAUGUAACCCCACCCCUUGAACAAUAUCAGCGGCGUGCCAGUGGUGUCGUGUUUCCAUGGAAACCCUGGGAGUGGGAAGAAGUGAUGGCUCUCAAGCUAGAGGAGAUUGCAGCGCAAAGGUCAUUUGUGUUCCUUUGGUGUGGGUCAGCAGAGGGUCUGGACAUGGGCAGAGAGUGCUUCAGGAAGUGGGGAUACAGACGAUGUGAGGAUAUUUGUUGGGUGAAGACGAACACUAGUUGCCCUGGUAACACGGGUCACCUUGACCCGAAGGCUAUCCUGGUCAAUGUGAAGGAGCACUGUCUCAUGGGGAUCAAGGGAACGGUACGCAGGAACCAAGAUGGGCACUUCAUACAUGCUAAUAUAGACCUGGACAUCAUCAUUACUGAAGAGCCGGAGCUUGGUAAUAUCGAAAAACCAGAAGAGAUUUUCGAUGUAAUUGAACACUUUUGUUUGGGCAGAAGACGACUUCACUUGUUUGGAAACGAUUCUACUAUUAGACCAGGUUGGCUCACUGUGGGACCUGAAAUCACCAGCUCUAACUUCUCUAAAGAGCUCUACAGUUCAUUCUUCACUGGGACUGAUGGAUUCCUGAUGGGCCAGAUUGACGAGAUUGAAUCCAAACGUCCCAAGACUCCACCCCCUAGAGGAGGUGGGCGUGGCUCUGGGAGGGGGCGUGGUGCGACCUCUGGACCUGGGCGGGGAAGAGGACGUGGCAGUGGAUUCUGAGACAGUGUAUAGCUAGCGGACAGAAUAAUUGUCACAUUGAGACUAUUAUUAAUAAUUAAUUUUUCCUACAUAAUUAUGUUGACUGAUUUA